AUGGUUCCAACUGCGAAGGCGAAGAUCUUCUGGUGCGACGACCAUGUCGGCGGCGAGAAGCGCUCACACUAUCGUACGCCCGCGCGGUCGUCGAGGAGGGAAGGGGACGACGACGACGACGACGACUACGACUGCGCGCCGGCUGCGUAG
Spirodela intermedia is the source of this 150-nucleotide messenger RNA. The record is from the annotation of a GenBank genome assembly. NCBI's taxonomy places the organism in Eukaryota, Viridiplantae, Streptophyta, Magnoliopsida, Alismatales, Araceae.